AUGCGACGCUUUGUCAGGUCAGACUUGGGGAAACGAAUAAUCUAUUGUGUUGCCGACGCCGUUCGUAGCAUUGUUUAUCGAAGAACUAUCCGUGCACGCACUUUGUACAGCAGGCAACCAGCGAGAAGAAGCGCUCCAAUGUGUCGAGGAGACCGAGAAACGUAUCAUCUGCCGGGUGUGUUCCCUGUGCUGUCCAAGUUCUCGCGCGAUCUCCUAUUGAACACCCUGCUAGUCCACCUUCCCCGGUGCCUCAAAAGAUGCAAGUGUAUCGUCCCCAACUACUUGAUCAUCUCUGAUAUCAUUGUGCGAUCUAGCACAUCGCCUACGACAGAGAAUGGAUCGUUGCCUCCGACGCCUUCAGCACCAAAGCCUCCGAGUCCCCUGCCGCUCUUGGUACAGUACGGGUUUUACCCUGCCAUCAAUCGCAGGACACCCUCGAGGGAAGUCCUCGACUAUAUAUUUGCACCACCUGUCCACCACAACCCUCAAGCACCAUAUGCACUGUGGGGCGAGCUUGCUCACAAGUUGGAGAACGAUGCGUUCAAGGUGGAAUUCGCUCUCGAUCUUGUGGAAGUUUUCUUCCAGAUCGUCCACACUCGCAUUCCACUCCUCAACCCCCAACAAUUCCGCGACAAUCUACGCCUCGUUGGCGAACCGGUCUGCGCAGAAGACGUUUUACAUCCAGCACUUGUGGCGACUGUGAUCGCAUGGGGCACCAAAUUCUCAGAACACCCGUUACUUGUAGCCGAUCGACGGCGACCUGGCAACCAAAGUCUGCUAGCCAAGGCGCUUGUUGAUCGAGCCCGAGAUCUGGCCGAGGCGCUCAAAGUCCAUCGACUUCCAACAUCGGAUCAUGUGGUCAUCGGGCUGCUGCUGGAACCUUUGCAAAGCCAGAAUCCUGAGGAUCCCAACCGGUUCCACUGUUUCUGGGUCAGUGCUUCUACUCGCCACCUGCUAGACCUUCAGGUGAAUCACAAGUCGGUCCUAACGACCAUUUCCGAUCCCGACGCCCGAGGCACCAUGAUCUUUGCGUUUUGGAUGGCCUGCAUCGCGGACGCCUAUGGGUCUGUAUUCUAUCGCCACAAGCCUGUCCUGGACGACGAUGAUUACGACAUUGACUUUUACACUGUGGAUCCUAUCAACGCGGAAGGUGGCGACUCUCGCACAGAUCCUAGGGAGCAGCUCGAGUUUCUAGGCUACUAUCGUGCUGCGCACUCUCUCGCCCGCACGGCCCGUCAGAUUUCUCGUAAUCUCUGGCGACCGUCAACAGAAUCGGACGGGGUCCCGUUUGAGGUGCUCUACAUGCUAACAUCUGCUCUCAGCACGUGGCGCGACGAUUUCCUGGCGAUAGUGGGAGUACCCAGCAACUUUGAAGGUGAAUGGGACUUCGUGUCGGCCGUGUCCUCGUGUGCCAGCGAUGCGACGUACCACGUGAUGUGGGUUAUCCUCUUCAUGGCGCUCGACGACUUCGGAAUCAAGGAGAUCAAUGAGGUCACACGGAUGAACCAGCCCGUUACCAUGGUCCCCAAUCAUGCGCAAAUAGAUAUGGUCAAGCGCAAGGUUGCAGAGGAGGCUUUACACGGAGCCCUGCGGAUAGCCGGUCUUGCCGCGGUGUUGACUUCGAAUGGCUAUCUGAGACUGGACCCUGCAGUGAUGCUCGCUAGCUGUAUCCAGUCAGGGAAUCUCUUGGCUCGGCUCGGCCGACCGGAGGUGUCGAAUAUCAUCGAGGGCUUGCGCCAGUACAGUUCCUCGUACGAGGAAGCCGGCGAACAAGCCACGGAGAUGCGCCGGGUCUACACGCAGGUGCGGGCCGGCGAGGCGGAGCUGCAGCACAUGGCCAACAGCUUAGUGGCUCCGGACGCCCAGAUGGAAGAAAGCACGGGAAAUGGAAUUCAGGACGCAGAGAUGUAUGAAAGCGCCGACUAUUCCGUCUACUCACGGUAGCGUAACGUUGCAAGUCAAGUCGAAUUUGUUGUACAUUUAGAUGGAUCGGAACAGGCGUUGGAUCGGCUCUCCAAAACACAAAGCGUCCUUGGCAGACUACACACACUAAAUAUGCGACAGAUGGGAUGAUAACGAUGAGAUGACAGCAAGGAGAUGCAUGAGGAUAGAGCGUUAUGUGAUGAGGAUGCAUGAUGUGGUGAGAUCGAAAGCGGGAGAGAAAUGCAUGCAGAAAGAACGUGUCGAAAUGAACACCGAGGCAACUCUGUUGCUCUUUUUAGUCGCAGGUUCAGUUCCCCCCUCGGGAGAUGGCUGUAGACACCGCAGCGGCUAGCUGAGGAUCAAGUUCCUGCCCGCAUUGCCUCAGAUAAUCCGUGACAAAGUUGAAAGCCAGAUUGGCGUGGGCCUUCGAGGGGGGCUGCUCGUCGUCAUUCGUGGUCUGCUGCAUGGGCCAUGGUGCAUUUGCCGAGUGUUGGUUCGACGACAGCUGAUCGGCUGCCAUCUCACCGUUAUGGUUGGGAGAAAUCCAUGCAGCUUCGUCGACAGAAGAUUGUGCGCUCUCCGACUGCGUCAACCAUCCCGAAAGGUUGCCCGGAUCAUCGUGCGACGGAGGCGGCGGUGCAUUCGACAUCAUCCAGCUGGCUGCAUCGACAACGGGCGCUAUCUCAUCCGGUGUAUUGGGACUUUGAGAGACAGGCGCCGAAGAAGGAUGUACACCAGGUGGAGGCUCGACCGGCGCCAUCAGCCAGGAUGGGCCAGUAGCUGGAAUCUCCGUCGAUGGAUCCAUUGGAUCUGGAGAGUGCCGUGGACGAGAGACAGGUAGCGGACCUCCCAGCAGAAUGGGAUCGAGCCCAGCUCCACGACUGGCAGCCGCGCGAACAUUUCGCCCAUGUCCGGACCAGAUUCCACCCUUGAUACCGUGCCGAUGCUUGAAAUUUUCCACCCAUCCUGCACUGGCUUUGAAACGGUCUUCACCGAUGCCUAACUUCAGGGCGACUUCGCGAGCCUUGAUCCGGAUGAAGGCAUCAGUCAGGGGAGCGUUGUUGUCCCGAGCGGCAAGCAGCACAUCCAUCAUAUCCGUUUCGAUUUCAGGAAACUUGGACGGCCUUCAAUGGGGUCAGCAUCGGCAAUCGAAACACGAGUUGUCAAAGACUCACCUGUGCUUGGCAAUCUUCAGUUCCUCAUCGACAGGGACAUUUAACCAUUUUGUCUUGUUCUUCAGGAUCUUGCUAAUGGUGCUGCGUUCAACACCAUAUUGACGAGCGAUGUCCUCCUGCCGAGCGGUGGGAUGGCGUACAGCGUAUUCACAAAUGGCUUUUCUAUCCAUGUUGAAGAGGCGCUGCUUUUUUUGUUUCUGGCGUAGCGGACCGAGUUGCGGACUGGCCGACGCGCUGGUGCUCGCGGAUCCAGAGAGCGGAGAGCCAGAAGUGGAAGAGAGACCGAAGGAGGAGGAGGAGCUCGUGCUAUUGGGCGCUCUGGUCGGAGCUGAUGCCGAUGACACGGACGUCAGCGCGGAGACAGUACUGAGCGCCGGAGAUGCUGCGCGAUUUGUCGCUGCGGAAAGGGAGUUGGCACGAGAAUGUCCAAAGAAACUGUAGGUAGUGUAAGGUGAAGAAGUCGUAGAGGGCGUGAGUGGAUUGUUGUAAGGCGAUUGCAUUCCCUGCGGCAUGCUGAGAGGAGAAAGCCCAGAAGGGGUGAACUCGCGUCUUGUCUGGGCUUGAUUGAAGUCGUGAUGAGCGAUACUCGCCUCCAUGCCCGAAUUGGGCGGAGUCUGAGGGCGAGAGGCAGAAUUUGGCAUGUACAUG
Mycena citricolor is the source of this 3746-nucleotide messenger RNA. The record is from the annotation of a GenBank genome assembly. NCBI's taxonomy places the organism in Eukaryota, Fungi, Basidiomycota, Agaricomycetes, Agaricales, Mycenaceae.